This is a messenger RNA of Oncorhynchus gorbuscha (pink salmon), 3320 nucleotides long. Its product is annotated as transmembrane protein 170B-like. Lineage: Eukaryota; Metazoa; Chordata; Actinopteri; Salmoniformes; Salmonidae. The record is from RefSeq and is a predicted model, not a curated record. Bases 286 to 747 code for a protein of 153 amino acids. Gene Ontology annotation, cellular component: plasma membrane. Gene Ontology annotation, biological process: negative regulation of canonical Wnt signaling pathway. The transcript is spliced from 3 exons.
ACAGUACGCUUUCACUGUAUACUCCCCUUUAACUGCUGACGGCCCCUUUAAGGGUUAUGUAGAGAGAAGUGCUGAUGUAGGACGACUCCUCUGUGUGCGCUGCCAUCCUCAUCAUGGCCUCCAAACAACCGCCGCUGCAACCGAGAAUGAGCACGAGCAGACGAGCUGUUGGCCCUUUCCUUCCCCGCGCGGAGACCAACAACGUUAAGCCGAAACAGAGGCACCGGUAGAGGGGUGCGCGCCGGGGGAUCAAGCCUCCGAGCUCAUGCCACCCCGUUCUCCUCGAUGUCUUCGUCAAAAGCCACUUACAGCCAUUUGACAAAGAGGGAUGCAAACCCGGGCGGCGGCAGAAACAUGAACACGAAUAGGGAUUAUUCUAUCAAUCUAUCCGUGCAGCAAGUGCUGAGCCUCUGGGUGCAAGGCACGACGCUGCAACAUUUCACAGAGAUGUGGUACUGGGUGUUCCUGUGGUGUCUUUUCUCCUCGCUCUUCGUCCACGGGGCAAUGGGCCUGCUCAUGUUAGUCAUGCUGCAGCGCCACAAGAGGGGUCGCCUCAUCACCCUGGUCCUGGUCAGCGUGGGCUUCCUGGCCUCCUUGGCCGGUGGGGUCAUCACCAGUGCGGCCGUGGCAGGGGUGUAUCGUGUGGCAGGGAAGGACAUGGCCCCCCUCCAGGCCCUGGUGUUUGGAGUGGGCCAGACCACACUCUCUGUAGUCAUCUCCUUCUCACGUAUACUGGCCACUCUCUGAAGAGAUGACUCUGCUACACGGACAGACUCACUGACGAACAGACACACAAGAGAGGAGAGAGGAAAGGGGAAGGGAGGGACAUGUCCGAUAGACCGGAGUUCACCUCCCACCAGUUACACAAGCAGAGACGGCAAUGGGUGGCAGUUAACUGCAUGUAGUAUUUGAAGGAAAACAAACAGAGUCAAAUAGAAGAAGAGAAGAAGAUGGUGUCCCAGUCCUAGACGUCUAGACAUUUGGGGAUGGAUGAAUGUGGAAGAGUGCCCCCUAGUGUCUCUGUUCAGCCACUGCUACGUUUGCUAGAGCUCCCUUUGCUUACAAGGGACCUCUCAAUGCAGACCUCACUUCUGUGUGUCAAAGACACACACUUCCUUGGGCUCUCCACCAGUUGGCGAUGUCCACAGACUCUGUCAAGUGUCAAGCCAGUGAAACCACUUCCUGAACUGAAAGCUAAUUUGAGGUUCUAUGUGCCGAUGUCCUCUGGGAUUUCAGUGUAAAGGGGAAUGCUUUCAUGGCCAUCUCUACAGACGGUUGAAGGCUUUCUGUUCUAUUUGUGGGGGGGGGGACUCAGAAUUUUUUUUUUACAGUAAAGACAAAACCACAGCAACCUGUAAUUAAUUGAACAAUUCAAGUCUACGGUCCUUGAAGUGCCACGGUACUUUGAUGAGAUGGCCAGAACAAAAUUGGACCUGCGAAGACCCACCAUCAUUCUGACAUGCCUGAGAGGUUGUAAACGCAAUGAUGAUGGUCAACCAAACUACCAUUCAGCGUUUAAAAAAUCUACCAACCACAAACAACUGGAUCUUCUGUCUUUGGAAAAUUAUAUCCUAAUAACCAUUCCUUCUUGUAAAGUAUUCUAACUACCACAGCAGGUUUUUUGUUUGCAACAAUCCAUAAUGCUUAACCUUUGCACUUUCUAAAUGUUGGUGAUCCACCUCCUUUACCUAAGAGGUGUCUAAAUAGAGUAGGUUGUUGAGGUUCCGUUGGUUCAAGGUUACUAUGGAGAUAACCACUACACUUGUUAAGGGCUCUGCAUACGCAAACAGAGCUGACGUAGGUCCAUCAGUUGCGUUGACAGUGUAGAGCCCUUUAGAUGUUUCUCAAGUGUAGACCAGUCCAGGUUGUCCAACGUACUCUGGGGAAAUAGCAACUCUGACCAUGAACCUUGUCUGGAGAGGGUCAGAGUUCCUACUUGGUUCUUACAGGGUUUUAUGGAGGUAAACUAAUGUAUUAACUGAAGUAAAAAGGAAGAAUUGUCCUAGUAGUAGCAGCUGUGUUGCUUCUUGAGGAAUAUCUCUGAUAGAGCAUCUCUUGGAAGUUUUACUGUCUGUGUUGUGGUGCAGAUUUACUGUUAAGGUUUAGCGGUUGGAAUCCAGCUGCUACUUGGCUGUUGUGAUAACAAUGUUGUCCUGACUCCUAUAAAUCCCACUCCAUAGAGAGCCAUUCCUGGAGAAGGUCAGAGACUUAGGGUGCAUCCCAAAUGGUACCCUUUCCCUAUAUAGUACACUGCUUUUGACCAGGGUCAGUAGGACUGUAUAGGGAAUAGGGUGCCAUUUGGGAAGCAUCCUCUACUGCUGCUGAAACAGCCAUUUUCUAUGGCUCCCUGCUUUCCUCCCUGUUAGUUCUUGCUAAUCGUGUGUGUAUUGUUUGUGUUUUAACUAAGUUAGACUUUGCAUAUUGCACUGACAACGACCUGCCUUUAUUUCGCACAGUUUGUUUUAUGAUAUUGGUCCCAGUGGGUGACCCAUAGAUCCAUAUAGGAUUUUAUACAGUAUGUCCCAUCACCAGGACACACAGUGGGUCCCAAAAAGCAGGUUUUUGUCCAAAAUGGCACCCUAUGCCCUUCAUAGUGCACCCUUUUUUGACCGUAGCCAUAUGGGUUUGAGAAGCACUGCUGUGGUUUUGGAGGUGCUUUUGGGACUGCAGAGCAAUGUUUUUUUUGUAGGGCCCUGUGAGACUAACCACAAUGAAUGUGUUUGUGUCUGUCCUGUCCACCGUCUGGAACAGUUCACGUUUAUUAACCAACUAUAGGACAGGUCUUUCUGCAUCCCAAAUGGCACUAUGUUCCCUACAAUGUGCACUACUUUUCACCUGAGCCCUAUGGGGGAAUUUGGGACGCACACAUUCACUCCUGGAAUUGAAGGGUUGCAAGGCCCACUGGUUUGUACCUUACAAUGUCAUUCAUUUUGAAUCAAUAGCUGACGAUAUCUCAUCUCUCAGUCACUUUCAUUUGUCAGUAACUGACUGUGGACCAAUAAAACAAGGCCCUCUGCUGCACCCUAAACUAGGUGUGAAUACCACACCAGGCCCUCUGCUGCACCCUAAACUAGGUGUGAAUACCACACCAGGCCCUCUGCUGCACCCUAAACUAGGUGUGAAUACCACACCAGGCCCUCUGCUGCACCCUAAACUAGGUGUGAAUACCACACCAGGCCCUCUGCUGCACCCUAAACUAGGUGUGAAUACCACACCAGGCCCUCUGCUGCACCCUAAACUAGGUGUGAAUACCACACCAGGCCCUCUGCUGCACCCUAAACUAGGUGUGAAUACCACACCAGGCCCUCUGCUGCACCCUA